AUGGCAGAUCAUUUUUUCUUCCAUAACGUCCCAGCUAUUCAUUUUCCCUUUACUGAAUGUGAUCUGGACCAACUAAAUAAGCUCUCACUAUAUGUCGACGCCUUAUCAGAACGUUUGGACCAGGCAAAACGAGGCGUCGCCUCCCUAAAUCUUCUACAUGCUAGGUUCCAUAACAAUCGAGUCGUGAGAUGCACUCCACAGUCCGUCAAAGUGACGGCCGCAGCUCGCUAUGCUCCCAGUUCCGACGGGCUCGACUUGAGCAGCAUCACAAUCAAUGCCUUUGUCGGAUUAGUGACUUUUUUGCCUCUACCGGAUAUCAAAAUUCUCGCAAGCAAUACUGAUUCUCUUCGUCAAUGUGAUCUCUUUUUUGAGAGGAUAGGGGUAAAUGCUAGGUGGGGGACAUACUAUACUCAUCUCACCACGUGCAACCCGGACUGGGCUCAGCGCUUUUUUCACGACAUUCAAAAAAAUCUCGAGGCUGUGACAAACCCGCCCAAUAAAACAACUGUACAAUAUUCCAGCCCACCCGCAAAUCCAAGCAACUCGGAUCCAAACACAGAGGUUUUAUCACAUACUUUACCUAGCUCCUUUCAAGUAAAGGAUCCUCCAAAAUUAGAAUUCAAACAGAACGCAUCAAUUCAAUCCUCAGUGAAUGAUCAAUUAUACAAAGAAACGUCGCUGUAUCUACGUGCCCUGAAAGCAAAGGAGAAGGCCUGGGGAUCAGAAGAUAUCACUACAUUGGAUACUGUCUAUGACAUUGGCAAGCUUUAUACCAAACAAGGAAAAUUUGUUCACGCAGAGGAGAUGUAUGUGCGUGCAUUGUCUGGUUUCGAGAAGGCUUUGGGAGCAAAUCACGACAGAACCCUGAAAGUCGCUGUUGAUCUCGAGGAACUGUACUCUUUGGGAGCUGCUCGAGUCGCUGCCGAGGGGCAAUAA
Molecule: messenger RNA, 936 nt
Organism: Talaromyces rugulosus
Lineage: Eukaryota; Fungi; Ascomycota; Eurotiomycetes; Eurotiales; Trichocomaceae
Exons: 2
Coding region: 1-936 (311 amino acids)
Molecular function (GO): protein binding
Source: RefSeq, a predicted model, not a curated record